This is a messenger RNA of Lolium perenne, 840 nucleotides long. NCBI's taxonomy places the organism in Eukaryota, Viridiplantae, Streptophyta, Magnoliopsida, Poales, Poaceae. The record is from RefSeq and is a predicted model, not a curated record.
AUGAUGGUUCCUUGUAUAUUGAACAAACUGACUUUAAAGAAAUUUGAUCUACUCAAGGGGCAACUGCUGGAUACUCGAAUUACUACAGCUGAUAUCUUGAAGGAUGUUACGUCUCUCAUUUUUAGGAAGGCUGUUUCUGAGCCCACCUUCUGUUCCAUGUAUGCUCAACUUUGUUAUGAAGUCCAUGACUACCUCCCGUCACUCCCUGCUGAAGAACCAGGAGGAAGAAAUAUUAUAUUCAGACGUCUGCUGUUGAACAAUUGUCAGGAAGUUUUUGAAGAUCGUGAUAGCCUAAGGGUUGAGAUUGCAAGACUGACUCGCCCUGACCAAGUGAUGGAAAGAGGGGAUGACGGCAUGAUUUUGAAACUUACAACAUUUGGAAAUAUUCGUCUAAUUGGUGAGCUAAUGAAGGCAAGGAUGGUUCCUGAGAAGAUAGUUCAUCACAUUAUCAAGGAAUUACUGGGGUCUGAUAAAAAGGCUUGCCCUGACGAGCAACACAUCGAAGCCCUCUAUCAGUUCUUCAAUACGGUAGGGGAUGUUUCUUGUGACAUUUGGCAUUGGCAAGAUGCGUACACGAACUAUUUGUCAAACCUCGGCUACAUAAGAGCGGAGAUGGAGAAGUUGGAGUCAGAGAUGAAGAGGAUUGCACUUGAGGCACAACAGAAGCAAACCUGUAAGCUAAGCGAUGAAGACAUGAAGAUCACAAGGAUGACUAUGUUGCUCACUGCUUUGUUACAAGAUAACAAGGAUUGCAAGAAUGAGAUACUUAAGGUGUUGAAGCUGACAGUGACAAUUCUAUUUGCAAUUCUGUGUGAUGAAGUGAACACUGAAUCGUUUUAA